AGCGGAAACCUCGAGAGAGGACGAUGACGAUGAUUAUCAUAAACGCGUAAAGGACAGUAAAAGUGGAUUUGGACUUUUGAAGAACAGUUAUGAGUUUUCAAGACUGUUAGUUGCAGUGUUGUAAAGUGAGUUUCAGUUUCAGUUUGAGAUUGAGAUUCAGGUGAUGGCGCAACGUGAUGGGCAACAGCAAGAGCAACAUUAUCGGGAAUUUCGAGGAGACGAAAUAUUUGAAUCCAAUUCAAUACAUUCCACUUUUGCUUUGGCUUUAUGGCUGGGAGCUAUCCAUUUCAAUGUCCUUUUGGUUGUUGUCUCCCUCCUUUUCUUCCCUCUCUCCAUAUCGCUUAUCGUGUUUGGAUUGCUAUUAGUCUUUAUGUUUGUUCCCAUUGAUAAACAUAGCAAAUUUGGCAAACGCUUGUCCAGGUACAUCUGUAAGCAUGCAUGCAGUUAUUUUCCAGUCACUCUACAUGUUGAGGAUUUCAAUACCUUCCAUCCCGAUCGUGCUUAUGUUUUUGGUUAUGAGCCUCAUUCGGUUUUGCCAAUAGGGGUUGUUUCACUUGCUGACCAUACAGGGUUCAUGCCUCUCCAAAAAAUAAAGGUCCUUGCUAGUAGCGCUGUAUUCUACACACCAUUUCUGAGGCAUAUAUGGACAUGGUUAGGCCUUACACCAGCAACAAAGAAAAAUUUCACUUCUCUAUUGGCUGCCGGUUAUAGUUGCGUCGUAGUGCCUGGUGGAGUACAAGAGACUUUUCACAUGGAACGUGAUUCGGAGAUUGCCUUUCUUAAGACAAGAAAAGGAUUUGUUCGCAUAGCCAUGGAGACGGGCCGGCCCCUGGUUCCAGUUUUUUGUUUUGGUCAGUCAUAUGUCUAUAAAUGGUGGAAGCCAGGUGGGAAGUUGUUCCUCCAGUUUGCUAGAGCCAUCAAGUUCACCCCGAUUUACUUCUGGGGACUUUUUGGAUCUCCUAUACCCUAUGAACAUCCAAUGCAUAUAGUGGUGGGCAAACCAAUAGAACUGAAGAAAAAUCCACAACCUACCAUGGAAGAGGUGAAUGAUGUACAUAAACAAUUUAUUGAAGCACUUCAAGAUCUCUUUGAAAGGAACAAAGCAGGGGUUGGCUAUCCCAAUCUUAACUUAAAAAUUCUUUGAUCAGAUUGUAAUAUAUUCAAAUGGUCUCUCACCUUUGAAUAAUUAUGUUUAUUUAUGUGCCACUUCUUUCUUUAUACAUAACAUUGUAGUUUAUGCACAACAUUGUAUUCAAUGAGCUAAGGAAGAAAAUGGAACUUCAAAUGCUCCUGAAAAGUGUUUGAUUUGAUA
Molecule: messenger RNA, 1312 nt
Organism: Pistacia vera
Lineage: Eukaryota; Viridiplantae; Streptophyta; Magnoliopsida; Sapindales; Anacardiaceae
Product: diacylglycerol O-acyltransferase 2D
Exons: 9
Coding region: 164-1144 (326 amino acids)
Biological process (GO): triglyceride biosynthetic process
Cellular component (GO): endoplasmic reticulum membrane
Molecular function (GO): diacylglycerol O-acyltransferase activity
Source: RefSeq, a predicted model, not a curated record